Molecule: messenger RNA, 1133 nt
Organism: Triticum urartu
Lineage: Eukaryota; Viridiplantae; Streptophyta; Magnoliopsida; Poales; Poaceae
Source: RefSeq, a predicted model, not a curated record
AUGCUCGAAGGAGGCGAAGAACCCGACAACGUGACGAAAACCGGCGCAGAUGGUGGCGUUCCCGCGCCAAGGGAGACGACGCGACGCAUACCACAAGAGGUCGACGCGCAUGACGGCGGAGUGAACCACGGGCCGCGACGCUACGACCCGAAGGGGCGACGCAGUGGCGGCGGGCAGGUCAGGGCGACGGCGGGAAGACCUCGUGGCGGCGGCUCGGACCGCGAGCCGUGGAGCUGUAGCCUGAAGGGGCGACGCAAUGGCGGCGCGCGAGUAGGUGCAGCCGCGGGGACGGCCUCGGGCGGCGACGGAGAUAGCGUGCCACGCUCGCUACGACCUUACCCCCUCCAUGCCAUUUUGGGUACCCUUAGCCUUCCCCUACCCUCAGCCGCCGCAUCCCCCUUAAAAUCAGUGCCGCCGGCCUUGUUUUCCGCACCCAGCCGCUGCAGAUCCGCCACUUGGCACGCCGCCGUUCGCCAGCCACCACCAGCGCCGCCACCCUCGGCCUAUUGCGCCGCGCCACGUGUCCCCAGCGCCUCCCCACGACCGUGCGCCGCCGCGCGGCCCGCCAGCACCCAGAUCGGGCCCUGGGAAGCCCAUCUGGGCCUGAGCUCCCCGUCGUUCUCGCAGGACCUCCUCCCGUCCCCGAGCAACCCGCGUCCCCGCCGUCAUACGUCGCCUCCGCCCACCGCCGGCGAGCGGAGCCGCCGGAGACGCACGCCGGCGCCCGAUGCCAGCAGGCCAGAGCCGCCCUCGCCUUCCUCUCUCUCUCCCGUCACUAACCGCCCCGUCGGCCUCUUCCUUCGCAGGGAGCUGCCGCCGCCCGUCACCGGUGAUCCCCGCCGACGCCAGGAACGAGUCACCCGGGGCCGGAUCCGCCCGAAUCCGCCCGUUUCCGGUCACCCCGCCGUCCUCGAGCACCCUCACCGGAGCUCCACCGCCACAAGCCACGCCGCCGGCCCUGCGAGCGCGAGACGAGGACGACGUCCAGGCCGCCCCAUCGCCCUGGUGGGCCCCGCUCGGCCUCCAAGGCCCAGCAACCGGCCUGUUUCCCCUCCGACUGGGCUUGGCCCAUGCUUCGGUUUUGUUCCGGGGUUGUGAGGAUUCGUUCGACUACGUUGGGUUGUCUACUUCUU